AUGGCUUCAGCAACGAAUCACAAGUCUCUAGAGACCCAUAAAGGCACCCGGAUAGACGGCAACCUUGCCCAAAACAAAGACUCUCCAAUGCCUAACCCACAACCACCGCCCUCGCCGCCCGCGACCGUGACCGACACCGACUCUGGAUCUCCUUCAUCGCCUUUAUCACCGCCUGCGAAUUUCGCUCCAGAGGCGAUUAGUACACAAGCGCUUGCGGACCACCCAGACUCGGGCCAAGGCGGCGAUGGGCCAACGUUACGCUUAGAUAUGAACAUGGAGGAGACCGGGGGCGCAAAUGCUAGCACGGGCGCGAACAACAAUCCCCAGUCGCCAAUAACGUCGCCUAUUUCAUCCCCGCCAUAUUGGACGGCGCGCAGCAGCCAGGACCACCCAUCGGGUCAUGGGCGGAAUGUCUCGAGCGCUUCGGUUGAUUCAUUGGUCGCCGCGGGCUUGGGCAUAACGCUGCAAGAUAACGAGAACAGCAGCACCGACGACCGGGGAAGCGCGUGCUGGGCAAAAAGCGUCGAAGUGACCGACUAUGUUACCGUGAACGGCAGCGCGACAAACAUCGGCGCAUUCGUUGUAUGGAACAUACGGGUUGAGACAUUGAGUGGCAGUUUCAUGGUCAUUCGAAAACGAUAUUCCGAGUUCGACGAUCUCCGUUGGCGGUUAAUGCGGACGUUCCCUGGCUUCGAGGCCGCCGUGCCGGAACUCCCGCCGAAAAGUCUCAUUUCAAAGUUCAGACCCAGGUUUUUGGAGCAGAGGCGGGCUGGUCUCCAAUACUUUUUAACCUGUAUUAUGUUAAACCCGGAGUUCUCUGGCUCCCCCGUGCUUAAAGAAUUCCUUUUCUCUUGA
Messenger RNA from Xylaria bambusicola, 855 nucleotides. RefSeq names its product PX domain-containing protein. Gene Ontology annotation, molecular function: phosphatidylinositol-3-phosphate binding. NCBI's taxonomy places the organism in Eukaryota, Fungi, Ascomycota, Sordariomycetes, Xylariales, Xylariaceae. The transcript is spliced from 3 exons. Bases 1 to 855 code for a protein of 284 amino acids. The record is from RefSeq and is a predicted model, not a curated record. Gene Ontology annotation, cellular component: endosome.